AUGCCGGUUGCUUCCGAAGCUGCGCUCAAGCUUAGCAAGAGCGCCACCGGCAUGAGGCCGGAAAGCUCCGAGGACGCCACCCGGGCCUCACCUCCUCCUCAGGCAAGCCUGGUACCAUCUGGUGCCGGCAAAACUCCUGCCUCCCCUUCGGGGGGCAACACAAGUGCGGGGUGCGCGGCCCCUCAACCUCCUCAUCACCGCGCGGAGGAGGACCUUGCUUCCCCUCGAGAAGUCCAAGACACCAGCGCCAGCAACAUCGGCGCCGGCACCGAAGAUGCCGGGACGGUGGAACCUCUGGUUCCCCCCGCCCCCAAGAAAAAGAAGAAGAAGAGCGCUGCCUCCUCCCCCUCCAAGAGCAUGCCGGAGCCUUCCGCUCUGGUAAACUCUCCCCCGGCAAAGGAAGCACCGGAGGCUUCCGCGCCAUCGCCAACACCUCCACCGGCUGCUCCUACCGGCAAGCCAGCUGCCUCCAAGCCAACUCCUACCGCCAAGCUCACCGCCCAUCAACUUGCCGCGGUGGUCAUAGCGGCAGCCUCCCCUUUCUCCGGCUCACAGUCACUCGUACUGCACACCUGCCGCGCCGCCGUUGCUACUGGCGAGACGGCCUCAGCUCAGCUGGGCCGGAUCACGGAGCUUUGCUGCGGGGGAGCCGACCUGGGCUACCUGCUUGAAUCUUGA
Lolium perenne is the source of this 678-nucleotide messenger RNA. The record is from RefSeq and is a predicted model, not a curated record. Lineage: Eukaryota; Viridiplantae; Streptophyta; Magnoliopsida; Poales; Poaceae.